AUGGAGAUAUGGAUUACCACUAAGUUUGAGCCUCAAGUUGUGUCGUGGAGCAAGUUGUGCUUCUUAGCGGUGGAUAUGGAACCACUCAUUGGUUAUCAAUUUGACGCCGCGAGUUUCGUUGUUGACGAGGAGAAGAAAGCCGCCGUGGUUGUUGAUUUGCUUGAUGUUCCCCGAAAGUCGGAGAUGGUCAUGUUAGCUUAUAUCAUUGGAGAGGAUGGAUACUUCAAAAAAGAGGACUUGCGAGCACCGUCAAACAACUAUUUUUACCCACUCGUGUACCCUUUUGUUCCAAGUUUAGCGCCAAUCAAACUAGGCGGCAAAAGGAAGAGGAAGAGGAAGAAACACCAGAUUUUGUGUUGA
Messenger RNA from Microthlaspi erraticum, 360 nucleotides. The record is from the annotation of a GenBank genome assembly. Lineage: Eukaryota; Viridiplantae; Streptophyta; Magnoliopsida; Brassicales; Brassicaceae.